Messenger RNA from Penicillium atrosanguineum, 285 nucleotides. RefSeq lists its product as uncharacterized. The record is from RefSeq and is a predicted model, not a curated record. The coding region runs from base 1 to 285 and encodes 94 amino acids. Lineage: Eukaryota; Fungi; Ascomycota; Eurotiomycetes; Eurotiales; Aspergillaceae. The transcript has a single exon.
AUGUUUUCCAUUGGCCUUGGUGCCAUUGACUUUGGUGCCAUUGAUAGUAGUUCCGUUGAUAUGAGUUCCAUUAUUCAAGAUAUCUUUGACUCUGGCUCCGUUGGUGCCGGAACUUUUGUUGGCAUUCGACUCAAGAUGGGUGACUUGAUCACCCGAGAGGAUUUUGAAGGUAAGCAGAAGAGAGUUAUCGGCAAGACCCUCGAGGUUGACGAAGGCGCUGGACCACUUGUUGAAGUGUACUGUUACUGUAUUCUGUGCAUGUGGCCAAGUCUUUCGGUCGCGUAA